Molecule: messenger RNA, 1818 nt
Organism: Closterium sp. Naga37s-1
Lineage: Eukaryota; Viridiplantae; Streptophyta; Zygnematophyceae; Desmidiales; Closteriaceae
Source: the annotation of a GenBank genome assembly
AUGGCAGCGCGCCACGUGGCGGAGCUGUCGCCGUCCCUUCACAGGCACCCCGAGGGAUGGGAUGCGGCGCUGAUGCGAACUCUAGAGGCGGAUCCUCUAGGGGUGCAUGGUGGGGGGAUGAUCAGUGCAGGGGUGGAUGGGGGAGGAAUGAAUGGCGCAUGGGUGAACUGUGCAGGGUUCAAUGGAGCAGGGAUGCAUGGUGGAGGGGUGGACGGUGGUGGAAUGAAUGGUGGUUGCAUGCAAGGUGCAUCGCCCCCCCACACCUCUCCUGCAGAGCUCCUUUCGUGUGCGUCCACCUCCUGUCUCCUCCACCUCCGCAGCCUCUCCCCCACUCCCACUCCCACCCACCCAUCCCAUCCCGGCCUUUCCUUAUCGCCUCCGCCCGUGGUUCCUCCUCUCUCCCUCACCACCUCCACUGCGCCAGCGCCAGCGCCGCUAACCCCCCCUCUGCCCUGCUGCCCCGCUGCCACAUGCCCAUCUCACACCCCUUCUCAUUCUGUUCGCUCUCAUUCUGCCCCUCCUGUUGCACCUUCCCACCAUGCGUCACACAACGCCUGGGACAUGGGUGAUCUCAAGGCCCUCCAUGAAGCCACCUUCCCCAUCGCCUACGAGUCGGAGUUCUAUUCCAACGUGGUGCAUCACAGGGGCAUCAUCUCGUGGGGUGCGGUGGACCCUUGCCAGCCUGACCAGCUGGUGGGCUUUCUCACUGCGCGCCUCGUGCCGCCUGCAGAGGCGCAGGUGCUCUAUAGCUGGGGGAUGGGGAUAGGGAGGAGGGCGGGUGGUGCAUGGGGUGCGUGCAUGUUCGGUUGCCAUCUCAUGGGGGGCAUCAUCUCAUGGGGCGGGGUGGACCCUUACAAGCCUGACAGGCUGGUGGGGUUCAUAACGGCCCGCCUCGUGCCGCCUGCAGAGGCUCAGGUGCUCUGUGGAAAAGAGGGGGAAUGGGGGAGGAGAGCAGGUGCAGCAUGGGCAUGGGGUGCAGCAUGGGUGGGUGCAGCAUGGGUGGGUGCAGCAUGGGUGGGUGCAGCAUGGGUGGGUGCAGCAUGGGUGGGUGCAGCAUGGGUGGGUGCAGCAUGGGUGGGUGCAGCAUGGGUGGGUGCAGCAUGGGUGGGUGCAGCAUGGGUGGGUGCAGCAUGGGUGGGUGCAGCAUGGGUGGGUGCAGCAUCUGCUGUUUCUGCAGUGUCUACCAACACCUACAUCACCCUUUCUCUCUCUCGACAUGCCUUCACCUCCCACACUCGUUUCUCCCAUCCCCACGGUCUCACUCUCAGGGGGCGGGCGUGCUGCCUCUGGUUCCUCCCUCGCCCCGCCACACCCCAUCGCCCUCGCUCCUCUACAUCCUCACGCUCGGCGUUGCAAAGCCCUACCGCAAGGCUGGCGUGGCAUCCCACCUGGCGCAUCUGCUUCUCUCCCGUGCCGCCGUCUACCUGCACGUGGUCGCAUACAACGCCCCUACUAUCUCAACAACUUUUCUCACCCCACCCCUGCCCUCCCAACCCCUGCCCUUCCUCUUGCCACCCCCCUGUCCCCACAGCAUCGCACCUGGUGCAUCUCCUUCUCUCCCACGCCUCCUCCCUCCCGCACUGUGCGGCCGUCUACCUGCACGUGGUCGCAUACAACGCCGCAGCCAUCCGCUUCUAUCGCUCGCUGCGCUUCUGCUUCCGCCGCCGCCUCUCGCGCUUCUACUACCUCGAAGGGGGCGAGUACGAUGCGCUGCUCUUUGCGCGUUACGUCAACGGCUGGUCACCGCCCGACUCCAGUUGCAAGGGCCGACUCUCCAGCUAUUGCAGCCUGCAUUCACAGCAGCUUCUGCUGCAGUGA